Yamadazyma jaroonii is the source of this 1743-nucleotide messenger RNA. The record is from the annotation of a GenBank genome assembly. NCBI's taxonomy places the organism in Eukaryota, Fungi, Ascomycota, Pichiomycetes, Serinales, Debaryomycetaceae.
AUGACUUCAUUACGAGAACAAUUGAGAGGAUUCCCUGUGUUCCAGCUUGUGGUAGUUAAUAUCAUGAGAUUUGGGGAGCCAUUAUCCUUUUCAUCGUUAUUCCCAUAUGUUUAUUAUAUGAUAAGAGAUUUUAAAAUAGCUGAAACUGAAGAAGAGAUCAGUAAAUAUUCAGGUUAUUUAGCUGCCUGUUUUUCAUUCACUCAAUUCUUGUUCAGUGUAUAUUGGGGAAAACUAAGUGACAGAAUUGGAAGAAAGAAGGUGGUAACUAUUGGAUUGUUUGGAACUUCAAUUUCGAUGUUAAUCUUCGGUUUUGCUCCUAAUUAUUAUGUUGCAUUGGCUGCUAGAAGUUUUUUAGGUGCUGUCAAUGGGAACGUUGCUGUCGUAAGAACAAUUAUAGCUGAAUUGACCACAGAUAGAAAACAUCAAGCAAUUGCAUUCCUGACUUUUCCAUUACUUUGGAAUAUUGGUUCGAUUAUAGGUCCUUUGAUUGGGGGAUCGAAAUAUUUCACCAGACCAAAGGAACACAAUCCAUAUGAAGACGAUUCAGUUGUAGUUUUAUCGGGAUUCAAAGAUUUCCAUGAAUGGUUUUUGAACAAAUACCCUUAUGCAUCUUCAAAUAUCAUUAUUGCAUUAUUUUUAUGGACCGGAGCUCUUGUAGGUUUCUUGUUCUUGGAAGAAACUCAUUAUAAAAGAAAGAAGGAUAGAGAUUUGGGCUUGGAUAUGGGGGAUUGGAUUUUGAACAAAUUAGGUUAUAAAACUCCAGCUAGACCUUGGAAGAAAAAUUCAAGAACCGAAGAAACUGCUUUAUUGAAUGAUAUCGAAUCAAUUUCAUCGGAUGAUGAAUCCUUUGUCAAUACUUCCCAGCCGCAACAGAUUUACGCUGGUGAUAAUGAGAGUAUUAAUUCUUCAGAAUCUAUUGGGCCAAUUGGAAGAAGAAUGUCUAAGCUGAUUGUUAGAAGAUACUCAUCACUUUCAUUAAGUGAAGGAAGACAAUUGAGAUCAACCAUCAGUCGAAUUUCUGGUGUUUCAUUGAAUGUUCAAGAAACAAGAGAUUUGGAAAAUUCUACUUGGGGUGAUAUUUUCACCGAUGGAGUCGUUCAAACGAUUUUUGCUAGUUUCAUUUUGGCAUUCCAUAAUGUGGUAUAUAAUGAAUUCUUACCAGUGUUCCUUGCUAGUCAAUUGAUGGUUGAUAGGUUGAAAUUUCCUUGGAAAAUUGCAGGAGGUUUCGGAUAUGAUAGUGAUUCCAUUGGAUCCUUGAUCUCUGUUACAGGACUAACCGGAGUUUUAGUAGUUAUCAUCAUUUUCCCUUAUUUGGAUAGAAACUUCAAAACCGUCAAUAAUUAUAGGGUUGCAUUACUUGGGUUCCCCUUGUUGUAUUUCUUUAUGCCAUGGUUAAUCUUUACCUUACAUGAAUAUAACCCAUCAUUUUCUCCAAAUACUACCAAGUAUUUGUUAUAUUUCAAUGGGAUGUGUUAUCAAUUAGCCUCAGCCACAUCAUUUCCCCAAGUAUUAUUAUUAAUUCAUAGAGCUGCGCCAGCCAAACAUAGAGCUUUCAUUAAUGGUUCAGCAUUGAGUGUCAAUGCAUUAGCUAGAUUUAUUGCCCCUGUGACUUGGGGUUAUUUAAUGACAUAUUUCGAUAUUAAAGGUCAUAGUGGAUUUACUUGGUACAUUUUAUCAUUCAUUUCUGUAUUAGCAGUCAUCCAGAGCUGGUUCUUAAAAGAUUAUAAUGAAGACAUGAAAUAA